Molecule: messenger RNA, 2717 nt
Organism: Chelmon rostratus (copperband butterflyfish)
Lineage: Eukaryota; Metazoa; Chordata; Actinopteri; Chaetodontiformes; Chaetodontidae
Product: phospholipase ABHD3-like
Exons: 9
Coding region: 270-1487 (405 amino acids)
Biological process (GO): medium-chain fatty acid biosynthetic process; medium-chain fatty acid catabolic process
Molecular function (GO): monoacylglycerol lipase activity; acetylesterase activity
Source: RefSeq, a predicted model, not a curated record
GAAGUAGCGUUGCAGCUCAGGGAGGAGACGCUGCUGGGUGAAAGGCUACCUGCCGGUGGAUCCUUGCGGCUCUCCGGCAUCACCGUCAGAGCUGAUGGGACUGGUGGGAGCGGAGGAGGAGCCGUAGAACAUCUCUAACGUUAGCUGCUGCUGAUGAAGGCAGGUUGUAGGGCAUUAACGUCUGUCUGUAACCUGUCUGUCCCGUGUGUCGGCUAACGAGUCGACAGCUAGCCGGUUAGCUCUGCGCUGUCGCUGGAUAGGUGUUAGCCAUGAUUUUGGCACAUUUGGAGCUAUGGAGAACAUACUGGGAGUGUGUAUCCAGACCUGACACCGUGUUCAUCUGCUCCUUCACGGCCGCACUGUACUACCUGUGGGGCCGCAAGUGUCAGGCGCCAGCCCUGGUUUCCAGCAAGGCGUUCAGUGCGUUCCUCCACAAGCACUGUCCGGUGGUGUCUGAGUGCUUCAGUCCCACUCCGUGGUGCUGGGGAGGCCGGCUUCAGACGCUGGUCUGUGCCCUCCUCAAGUCCAGACCCCCCGUCGCUUAUCGCAAUGAGCUGAUCCGUACGGUUGAUGGCGGUCAGAUCUCUCUGGACUGGGUGGACAAUCAGGCCAGCAUGGCCUACCCAGAAUCCUCUUCUCGCCCCACGGUACUGAUCCUCCCAGGCCUGACAGGGAACAGCCAGCAGUCCUACGUGCUCCAUGCCAUCCACCAGGCCACCCGCCAUGGAUACAGGUGUGUGGUCUUCAACAACAGAGGCGUCGCAGGGGAAGAGUUGUUGACGCCUGUCACCUACUGCGCAGCCAGCACCUCAGAUCUCGAGCAUGUGGUGCACCAUGUCAGAGGACUUUACCCACAUGCCCCUGUGCUCGGUGCUGGCGUGUCUUUAGGAGGCAUGAUAUUGUUGAACUACCUGGGCCAUAAGGGCGCAGAGUCAGGGAUGGUGGCGGGUUUCACUAUCUCUGUCCCCUGGGACGCCCUGAAGUCCUCCGUCUCCAUGGAAGAACCACUCAACUGGCUGCUCUUCAACACGUACCUCACGAGGGGUUUGCAAGACGCUGUCAUCAGGCACAGGAAGGUUCUGGAGAAAGUGGUGGACAUUGACUAUGUCUUGAAGGCACGGACAGUCCGUGAGUUUGACGAACGCUUCACCAGACUGCUGUUUGGUUAUAAGUCUUGUACGGAGUAUUACCACGAUGCCAGCCCAGACAAGAAGCUCCACAAGACGGCAGUGCCCAUCCUGUGUCUCAACGCCGCAGACGACCCCUUCUCUCCCCAAAAUGCCUUCCCGUUGGCCAUAGUCCAGAGCCUGCCUAAUGUCGCUCUGUUGAUGACGGCCCAUGGCGGACACAUCGCCUUCCUGCAGGGCUUGUUUCCCCGCGGUGAGAGCUACAUGGAGCGCCUCUUCAGUCAGUUUGUCCAAGCCGUCUUUGAACACCCGGGGGACAUCAAGAAAGCCUGCGGCAUCAAGGAGGAGAAGACGAGCUGAUUGCAUUUCACCUCGUCACUCUGUUUGCGCUCCGAACCUGAUCCAACAUCAGAGUGACUGCUGGCUACGAAGAAUACGGAGUCACAAUUCACCAAAAUGCAUUGCUUAGCUCUGCAUGCCGGUAUCUCACCACAGACAUGGCAGGUUUACGCCACAAAUGACCAAGUGUAUUGUACAAUCAAACGACCUCACUGCAACUCAGCUAAUCUACCUCCUCAUCACCUCAGGUUCUAUUUUAAUAAAACUCAUAGGUUGACAACUCAUUUUUCAAGUAUUGAAGAAACCUCGCAGCCAGCAGAUAAGUUAAUGCUUAAUAUUGUAUCUACAGACACAAACACAAAAAAUCAUAUGUAUUCUGUUUUUUUGCUAUUUUUAAACAGAAUGUAAAUAGCUUUUAAUCAUAUUGUUCCCCCCACAUGCCGUCCCAUCCUCACGUGGAGCACUGUAAUGUACUUGUUUGUGUUCAUGUUGAACACACAAUGGACAAAUAGCCCCUGACAGAAGACGAGUGCUUGGAUUUUAGAUUUAAUUUGAAAAUGUUCUUUAAAUAGAAAUGAACUAAAAAAAGCAUGAAUAUUAUCCUGUUUGUGUUGUUUUACCUCAUGUGCUAGACUCAAACCAAUCUGCCAUGAAGAAGAGAGACUUUUGGAAUGGUAGGAUUUAUUAUCUUAGUUGCUGAUUUGAAAAAAAGGGGAAAUCCAUUAAAUGUGGUGAACUGAAGUGCGUAUGCCUGGUGGUAAGUGAUGCUGCACAUCAGAGGCAAAUGAGCUGACAGCUAGUAGACCUUUGUGUUACUGGAGGUAUUUGCACCUGCUGUCAGUAAUGUAAGAGCGAGUGGUUCCGAAUAGAUGUGUGUUUCGAUCUGCCUUUUCUCUGACACACAUCGACUGUCACGUCUACUCUGUGUGUGUGUGUGUGUGUCUGCACUGAAUGUCUUCUGCAAUCUGAAGGUUUUGUAAUGUGUAUCAUCAAUAGUUUAAACAAUUUUUAUCAUGCCAAUACCACUGCGUUCUUCAUUUAUGAUGUCAUUUUACCAGAUGCUACAGUUGUUUAAUUUGACUCAAGAACAUGAACAAGGUUACAUUAUCAUCAACUUUAAUGGCCACUUUUUUCCCCGUUCCACUUUGUAUGAGCUGUAACCACUUUGUAACUUUGGGCAUUAUUAACUGUGUAAUUGGUUUAUUGGUUAUUGAGUUACACUUUAAUUAAAGAGUGAUAAUAAAGUUUUCA